Molecule: messenger RNA, 739 nt
Organism: Mycena citricolor
Lineage: Eukaryota; Fungi; Basidiomycota; Agaricomycetes; Agaricales; Mycenaceae
Source: the annotation of a GenBank genome assembly
GACGAGGCUGUUUCUUUGCGUCUGGUGUGUGGGGGUUUGCUCCGAUGGCUCCUUUGCCGUCUGACGGUAUUGCAGAAGCUGAGCAUGACGCAUCUCCCUGACUCGACGGACCUCGGACUACUGCACGAGCUGGAGAGAAGCCUUCGCCACUCUCGCCGUGCUCUGAAGCGGCGCCUGCACAUCUCUGCCGACAGAUGGGAGGCCCGAAGCGACUCUUCUCGCACACGCUUCUUCGAUCGAUUGAGGGUUCUGAGCACCACUCUCAGUCGCCUGCGCCAGUUCUGCGUGGAGCAUCACUUGAGAGUGACCGAACUCAAACAAGUCCGGGCGACAUUAGAACGGUACCUCUCCAAGCUUGCCAGCUUGAUGCUCAAGAUCGAUGCAACAUUUGAUUCGCUAUCGGUCGGCGAAUAUCAAAAAUCCGACACACGAAUACACCGCCGCAUUCAGGAGUAUGUCGACGAACGAAAACAAGCAGCCAGACUCUCCAGAGACCAGUGGCUGAUGCAAUACGACCGCACACUUUGAUAUCGAUUUCUCCCAGAUAAAAUCGCUCUCACGACCCUUGCUCUGACGAAUUCACGCUUUCAUAAUGCUAUCGAAUGCUCUCCAUUACGCUCUCUCAAUGUAUCUUUUCUGUAUUUCAAUCCAACCUGAUAGAGAAUGGGAAACCAAGUGUGUCGGGGUUGGUCCAUCACCGAUGGGACCGUGCGGCCAUCACACCUUCUAUUUUAGUCAA